AGAACAUAACAAGUCAUUCUAAUACCUUUAAUCUCUCUAAAGAGUAACUAAAGUUGUUCAAUGUAACCUUUUCAAUGGAAAAUUAACAACUAAAUCUUCUUUAAUGUCAUUGUUUUCUAGAUCUGAAUCAAAAGCCUUUCAGGUAUUUUUGUAAUAGAAUGGAUUCUGAUUAUGUUAUUCAGAUUCAGUAUUUUCUUCAAAACAAUGAGGAUUUAGGAUUUUUGUCAGUAAUUUAAUAGAUUUUUAUCUUCUUAAAAUGAUAGAACUAAGAAAUAUCAAGAUUUAAAUCAUAAAUAUUUGGACUAUUCAGAAGAGCAACAUGGGAGAAACUGAGAAAACUGAAAUCCAUAGAAUAAGAUGUCUUUCCAAGUUGAAGGAAAUCUUUUUUUGAUUAUAUUCGUGAGUUAUUUUGGAUCCAAAUUGCAUAGACCUAUAAUGAUUGGUGUCGGCUGUGUGGUUAUGGGCCUAGGAUGUUUUUUACAAUCUCUACCUCAUUUCCUCAUGGACCAGUCACCAAGAGAUAGGCCAGAUUUUUAUUUUAAGUAUGUGAAGGAAGUUAAGUCAUUAAUGUGGUUGUAUGUACUAGUAGGAAAUAUGAUACGUGGAAUUGGUGAAACUCCAAUCAUGCCUUUGGGUAUUUCCUACAUAGAAGAUUUUGCCAAAUCUGAAAACUCUCCUUUAUAUAUUGGGUUUAUAGAAACAGGAGCUAUCAUUGGCCCUUUGUUUGGACUUUUAUUAUCGUCAUUCUGUGCAAAUAUUUAUGUUGACACUGGAUCUGUAAACACAGCUGAUCUGACCAUAACUCCCACUGAUACUCGUUGGGUUGGGGCAUGGUGGCUUGGCCUUUUGAUCUGUGCAGCAGUGAAUGUGCUCACUGCCAUACCUUUUUUCUUCUUGCCCAAAACACUUGCAACGGAAGAACUAAAGGACAAUGCUGAUGUCAUUAAAAAUGACAAAGAAGAGAAACAAAGAGAAGAGGUCAAGAAGAAAAAUGAUGGAAUCAUUAAAGAUUUUUUACCAUUCAUGAAGAGUCUUUUUUGCAACCCAAUUUACACACUUUUCAUACUAGUAAGUGUGAUACAAUUUAAUGCAUUUGUUAGUAUGUUAUUCUACAUGCCUAAAUAUCUGGAACAGCAAUAUGGAAAAUCAACGUCAGAAGCAGUCUUUCUAAUUGGUAUUUAUAACUUACCUCCAAUAUGCAUUGGAUAUAUAGUUGGUGGUUUAAUUAUGAAGAAGUUCAAGAUUACUGUCAAACAAGCUGCCUACAUAGGAUUUUGUUUAUCUCUAAUUGAUUUUCUUCUCUAUUUGUGGAGUUUUUUCAUGAUGUGUGAUAAUUCUUCAGUUGCAGGCAUAACCACCUCUUAUGAAGGGGCGAUAGGCUGGGCUCUGCUGCUGGGCAGUGCUAUAGGUUUGGCUCCACAGUUUGGCAGUAUGGUGUUCCAAAAUUGUAGCUGUAUUCAAACGUCAGGAAAUUCAUCUGCAGUUCUUGGGCUGUGUGGCAGAGGACGUGACUGUUCCAUGAUGCUCCAGUACUUUUUAAUCUUGUCGACGAUCUGCAGUUUCAUUUAUUCUUUAUCUGCCAUACCUGGAUUUAUGGUUCUCCUGAGGUGUAUCAAACCUGAAGAGAAGUCCCUUGGUGUGGGAUUACAUGCAUUUUCCACAAGAGUAUUUGCUGGAAUUCCUGCACCUAUAUAUUUUGGUGCUUUAAUAGACUCUACAUGUUUACAUUGGGCAACUUUGAAAUCUGGUGAGUCAGGGGCAUGCAGGAUAUAUGAUUCCACCAACUUCAGAUACAUCUACCUCNAAAAAAAAAAAAGAUAG
Messenger RNA from Hipposideros armiger (great roundleaf bat), 1821 nucleotides. It is a transcript of the gene SLCO1A2, whose product is annotated as solute carrier organic anion transporter family member 1A2. Bases 358 to 1821 code for a protein of 487 amino acids. The record is from RefSeq and is a predicted model, not a curated record. Gene Ontology annotation, biological process: transmembrane transport; sodium-independent organic anion transport; bile acid and bile salt transport. The transcript is spliced from 13 exons. Gene Ontology annotation, cellular component: basolateral plasma membrane. Lineage: Eukaryota; Metazoa; Chordata; Mammalia; Chiroptera; Hipposideridae. Gene Ontology annotation, molecular function: bile acid transmembrane transporter activity.